AAAGUAGCACUGUCAAAAUUCACAAAAGGAAACAAAAAAUCUGUCAAUUAGGCUUGCAACAUUUUAUCCGUCAGUCUUUCUUUUUUGUAAAAAAAAUUGCAUCGUGAGAUUCUUGUGAGUUGUGACAUGGCUGGAAAUAAUACUGAAGAAGUAGAGGGGUCUGCGACGACAGAGACCAAAGGCACUACUAAUGCUGAGGUCCCGCCGGAGUUCCUGAUCAAGCACCCUCUGCAGAACACCUGGAGUCUUUGGUUUUACGACAAUGACAGGAACAAGACUUGGGAGGAGAACCUAAUUGAAUUAACUACAUUCGAUACGGUUGAAGAUUUCUGGAGACUGUACCACCACAUUAAGCUACCGUCGGAGCUGCGCCAAGGCCACGACUAUGCCGUGUUCAAGCAAGGCAUCCGUCCCAUGUGGGAAGAUGAUGCCAACAAGAUGGGUGGCCGCUGGCUCAUCAGUCUUGAGAAGAAGCAGCGUAACUCCGAUCUGGAUCGCUUUUGGUUAGAUGUGGUUCUCCUCCUAAUCGGCGAAAAUUUCGAUCAUUCUGAAGAAAUUUGUGGUGCUGUUGUUAACGUUAGAGCGAAAAUCGACAAAAUUGGCGUUUGGACAGCCGACACUUCGAAGCAGCACGCCAACAUCGAAAUAGGCAGAAAAAUUAAAGAGCAACUGGGCAUCCACGGGAAAAUCGGCUUCCAAGUCCAUCGGGACACCAUGGUCAAACAUAGUUCGGCAACUAAGAAUCUUUACACUGUUUAGUUGCCACUUAACGUUCGUGCAUUUGAUGUGACAGCGGUAUGGGGUGGCUAGGUAAAAUGUCUACAGAAUGUUGUUUAUGAUAGGCGAGGGUACUCGACUGACAAAUCGAUUACUCGAUUGCGACAUUUAAUCGAUUUGUCAUCCGUUAGUGUACACUCAGUGGUCCGCCUUUUCAGUUAAUUCGAUUUUAUGAAUUCGAGAAAAGGAGUAGUGGUUAAAACAAUAUUAUGAUUAAGAAGAGAUGUUUUAGCAAUACAGUAAGCUGUCUCAUACGUUGUUGUUGUGUUUUCUAACCAUUGAUUAGCUAUCAGGAGAAUGAUAUUUAGGUUGAAGUUAAGGAGUUGUCUCACAUAAUUUAUCUUAAUAUAACGUGCAUGUUACGUCUGUGGCUAGAAAACUUUAAAUUGUAAGUCUGACUUUUGUACUAAAGUGUGCAUUAGUUGUAAUCUAUAGAUGUAAUUGUGUCGAUAUGUGCUAGCUUGUUGGUUGCAGGAUAUAAAUUAUUAGUAUUAUAAAGGAGGUAACAUAUUUUUACAUUUAGCACUUUUUAUGUAUGUUAUUCAAAAACACUUGGCUUGAUUUAACACUGUUCUGUCUGUGACGGUCAUUGUAACAGCAUUUCAACGAUGCAAAAGUAUACCAUGAAACAUUAAAUACCAAUUUGUAUAAAAAUUGAA
This is a messenger RNA of Helicoverpa zea (corn earworm), 1436 nucleotides long. Its product is annotated as eukaryotic translation initiation factor 4E-like. Gene Ontology annotation, molecular function: RNA 7-methylguanosine cap binding; translation initiation factor activity. The coding region runs from base 127 to 759 and encodes 210 amino acids. The transcript is spliced from 5 exons. Gene Ontology annotation, cellular component: cytoplasm; eukaryotic translation initiation factor 4F complex. The record is from RefSeq and is a predicted model, not a curated record. Gene Ontology annotation, biological process: translational initiation. NCBI's taxonomy places the organism in Eukaryota, Metazoa, Arthropoda, Insecta, Lepidoptera, Noctuidae.